AGUUAUUCUAUAUUCAAAUAAAAAAUGGAAUUAAUUUAUAAAGUGAUCGUUUUAAUGUUUUUAUCGGAAGUUAUAUUGUGUGAAAAAGUUUUCAAAAGUGUUCCCGUGACUGUAAAAACGUAUGAAAACGAUACAGUUUUGUUGCCUUGUUAUGUGGAUGUUACAGAAACAAAACACCGGGUCCGAUGGUACAAAAAUGAAACGCUCCUUGGCGACAGUAAGGACCCGAACUAUCUGCUGCCGUUGCACACGAGGAUGCACGCCAACUUCAGCCUGCAGAUAGACCAGCUGACAUCCAGUGACACAGCUGAUUACACUUGCGAAGUUAUUAGAGAAGAACCGUGGGGACCUAUUAGACAAACACAUUCUAUAGAAGUGCAGUAUGCGCCGACUGUACGAUCUGUACCCGACGAAGGAAUUCUAGAAGUGAAGAAAGGCGAAUACGUCGACAUCGGCUGCGAGACUACCGGCACCCCCCCACCCAUUGUUAAUUGGAGGAAAAAUGGCGAGUCAAUGGCUCUAUUAGAACAUCGAUCGCGAAUUCGAUUCCGAGCUGAGCACCGUCUGUUAGCCGGAGUUUACGAAUGUAUUGUCAACAAUGGAGUCGGCGAUCCAGUCAAAGCAGCCAUCACUGUUAUUAUUCAAGAUGCCCCAGUGGUGUCAACGGAUCGAAGUUUCGUUCAUACAGCGAUAGGUUUAAGAGCAGUGUUGGCAGCUAACUUGGAGUUCUCUAUACCACCAGCGCGUACUACCUGGUACCGAGACGGGAAACUUGUACGGACUGACGAUAGGGUGAUCGUAAUGGUGCAAGAUAAAGUCCAUCAAUUAAUCUUCAGAACAGUUCGAAAGACAGAUUUCGGCAAUUAUACAUUCAGAGCGGAGAACAAGCUCGGUAUGGCCGAUGUCUCUUUUAAAUUAACAGGUGUUCCGAACGUGGCAUCGUUUAAAGUGGAUCCAACUCUUAAUAAAGCGACUUCAACAAGCUUCACUCUCAUUUGGGAAGUGGAUUCUUACUCCACUAUCAUAGAAUAUCAUCUCUGGCUACGUCCGUAUUAUGGACGUUUGUCAACUGUUGAACCCGACGCUUUCACGACGAAACCGCCCGCCAAUUUGUGGAGCAGUAUUGUCGUACCGGGAGAUUCCAAUGAUGGUCCGAUUCACAGCGCAGUAUAUACCGUAAGAGGGCUUACACCGUCUACAGUAUACGAAGCCGUAGUAACAUCCAGAAAUAGGUGCGGUUGGAGUAAGCAAUCACCUGUGUUACAUUUUGCCACGGAGCCAGGAGCUGGUAGAACGCUUCCAUCAACAUCAGAUUACACAGAUAUAACACAAUUAUUGGAAGAAGAACCCGUACAGGCGCACAACAUAACACAAGCUCGUGUUUUUGAACGAUACAACGAUCUGUCAUCGGCGGGAGCGCGGGAAAAGUCAACCAUAUCUGUCACAAUGAUUGUAUUUGUAAUAAUGUGCUAUUUACUAAGUUGAUAAAAUAAAUUAAGAAAAAAUAAGAGGUCAAUG
Molecule: messenger RNA, 1518 nt
Organism: Vanessa atalanta (red admiral)
Lineage: Eukaryota; Metazoa; Arthropoda; Insecta; Lepidoptera; Nymphalidae
Product: igLON family member 5-like
Exons: 12
Coding region: 25-1485 (486 amino acids)
Cellular component (GO): neuron projection
Molecular function (GO): protein binding
Source: RefSeq, a predicted model, not a curated record